Molecule: messenger RNA, 4908 nt
Organism: Macaca mulatta (Rhesus monkey)
Lineage: Eukaryota; Metazoa; Chordata; Mammalia; Primates; Cercopithecidae
Gene: HEMK2
Product: HemK methyltransferase 2, ETF1 glutamine and histone H4 lysine
Biological process (GO): methylation
Cellular component (GO): eRF1 methyltransferase complex
Molecular function (GO): protein methyltransferase activity; S-adenosylmethionine-dependent methyltransferase activity; nucleic acid binding
Source: RefSeq, a predicted model, not a curated record
GCGCAGAACGCAGUGAAGGACUAUGGCGAGCCAGCGCUUCCCUACGCCGUUCCACGGGCACGUGGGCCGCGGCGCCUUCAGCGACGUGUACGAGCCCGCGGAGGACACGUUUCUGCUUCUGGACGCGCUCGAGGCAGCAGCUGCCGAGCUGGCGGGAGUGGAAAUAUGCCUAGAAGUAGGGGCAGGGUCUGGUGUAGUAUCUGCAUUCCUAGCCUCUAUGAUAGGUCCUCAGGCUUUGUACAUGUGCACUGAUAUCAACCCUGAGGCAGCAGCUUGUACCCUAGAGACAGCACGCUGUAACAAAGUCCACGUUCAACCAGUUAUUACAGAUUUGGUCAAAGGCUUGCUACCAAGAUUGAAGGAAAAAGUUGAUCUUCUGGUGUUCAAUCCCCCCUAUGUAGUGACUCCACCUGAAGAGGUAGGAAGUCACGGAAUAGAGGCAGCUUGGGCUGGUGGCAGAAAUGGUCGGGAAGUCAUGGACAGGUUUUUCCCCCUGGUUCCAGAUCUCCUUUCACCAAGAGGAUUAUUCUAUUUAGUUACCAUUAAAGAAAACAACCCAGAAGAAAUUUUGAAAAUAAUGAAGACAAAAGGUCUGCAAGGAACCACUGCACUUUCCAGACAAGCAGGCCAAGAAACUCUUUCAGUCCUCAAGUUCACCAAGUCCUAGCAUACAGUGUGUGCCCAGAGCUACUGGAAACUGAAUGCAUUUAGCAUAUCUUGAAACUGAAGUCAUUCAUUAGGUAACAAGGAAUUUUAUCAGAAAUUUGUCAUUAAAAAAAGGCAGGAAGGUGGAACAUUCCCUUCCAGUCAGGCCUAUAUAAUUAUUUGCAAAAGUACAGGUAAAUAUGUGUAUUAUAUUUAUAAUUUGCAUUUUAAAUAUAAAAGUUAUGUAUGAAAUAUUUAUUUCACCAUUAUUUGGUAAGGCAAUGGAAUUUAUCUGGCAAAUGUCUUUUUUUUCAUACUAGUCCAUAAAGGCAGUUUACUUUCAGAUGGCAGGGCCAGUGACACACCUUCAUUGUUGUAUCUCUGGUGUAUAUCAGUUCUCCAACUCUAUGUCAUAAUUCAGUUCAUGGGGCUCUUGAUUACCUUUCCCUUCCACAAAAUAUUACACUAAUUCAUUAUAUUGAUGACAUUAUGCUGAUUUGACCUAGUGAGCAAGAAGUAGAAACUACACUAGACUUAGUGGAAAGACAUUUGCAUCAGAGGGUAAGAAAUAAAUAUGACUGCAUUUCAGGGAUCCUCUACCUUAGUGAAAUUGGUAGGGAUACAGUGACAUGGGGCAUGUUGGGAUAUUUCUUCUAAGGUGAAGGAUAAGUACUUGCAUCUUGCUGCUCUUACAACCCAGAAAGAGGCACAAUACUUAGUGGGCCUCUUUGGGUUUUGGAGGCAACAUUUUCCAAUUUCAUUAAGUUACUUCAGCCCAUUUACCAAUUGACUCAAAAAGCUGCUAGUUUUGAGUAGGGCCCAGAACAAGAAAAGUCUCUGUAACGGGUCCAGGCUGCUGUUAAAGCUGCUCCGCCACUUGGGUCUUAUGAUCCAGCAGAUCCAGUGGUGUUUAAGUGGCAGUGGCAGAUAGGGAUGCUGUUUGAAGCUUCUGGCAGGUCCCUGUAGGUGAAUCUUGGUUUAGGAUUUUAGAGCAAAGUCCUGCCAUCACCAACAAAUAGCUAGUCUCUUUCUGAGAAACAGCUCUUGGCCUGCUACUGGGCCUUAGUAGAGACGGAUACUUCUUGAGCCACCAAGUUACCAUGCAACCUGAGCUGCCUGUCAUGAACUGGAUGUUAUCUGAGCCACCAACGCACAAAGUUGGAUAUGCCCAGCAACACUCCGUCAUCAGAUGGAAAUGGUAUACACGUGAUUGGGCCUGAGCAGGCCCUGAAGGCACAAGGAAGUUACAUGAAGAAGUAGGCCAAAUUUCCAUAGUCCCCGCUUCUGCUACCUGCCUUCUCUCUUCCAGCCUGCAUCUGUGGCUUCAUGGGGACUUCCCUACGACCAGCUGACAGAGAAAGAGAAGACUUAGGCCUGGUUUACAGAGGCUUCUAUAUGAUAUGCAGGUACCACCCAAAAGUGGACAGCUGCAGCACUCAGCUCACCUCUGGGCUACCUUGAAGGACAGUGGUGAAGGGAAAUCCUCCCAGUGGAAAGAACUUUGAGCAGUCCCCCUUGUUGACUUUGCUUAGAAGGAAAAAUGGCCAGAUAUUCAAUUAUAUGCUAAUUCGUAGGCUAUGGCCAGUGGUUUGGCAGGAUGAUCAGGGAGUUCAACAUAACUGGAAAAUUGGUGACAAAGAAAUUUGGAGAUGAAGUAUAUGGAUAGACACUGAAUGGGCAAAAAGGGCGAAGAUAUUUGUGCCCCAUGUGAAUGCUCACCAAAGGGUUAGAAAGAAGGAUUUUAAUAAAGUAGACAAGAUAACCUGUUCUAUGGAUACUAGUAGGCCUCUUUCUCCAGCCACCCCUGUCAUCACCCAAUUGUUUCAUGAACAAAGUAGCCAUGGUAACAAGAAUAGAGAUUAUGCAUGGGCUCAGCAACGUGGACUUCUACUCACCAAGGCUGACCUGGCCAAGGCUAUCUCUGAGUGCCCAGUCUGCCAGCAGCAGAGACCAACACUGAGCCCCUGAUAUGACACCAUUUCCCAGAGUCAGCAGUCAGCUGCCUAGUGGCAGGUUAAUUACAUUGAUCCACCUCCAUCGUUGAAGGGAUAGUGUUUUGUCCAUACUGAAAUAGAUCUUACUCUGGAUACAGAUUUGCUUUCCCUUCGCGCAGUCCUUCUACUAAAACUGCCAUCCAUGGACUUACAGAAUCUCUCAUCUAUGACCAUGGUAUUCCACACAGCAUUACAAGGAACUCAGUUCACAGCAAAAGUGUGGCAGUGGGCCCAUGCUCAUGGAAUUUUCUUACAAUGUUCCCUACUAUCCUGAAUCAACUGGCUACAUAGAGCAGUGGAAUGGUAUUUUGAAGACAGUAAUAGCACCAGCUAUACAGCAGUGCCUUGUAGGGCUGGGACAAGGUUCUGUGGAAGGCUGUCUACUCUCUGAGUCAGCAUCCAGUAUAUGGUGCAUUUCUCUUAUGACUGGGAUUCACAGGUCCAGGAAUCAAGGGGUCAAAAUAGGAGGGACACUGUUCGCUAUUAGCCCUAGUGACCCACUAGCAAAAUUUUUGCUUCCUGUUGUCAUGACUUACGCUCUGCUGGCCUAGAGGUCUUCCACAGGGUGGCAUGUUUUCCAUUGAGAGGUACAAUCAUGAUUUAAUUGAACUGGAAGUUGAAGACUGCUCCUCCGCCACUUCGGGCUUCUCAUGCCUCUAAUUCAAUAGACAAAUGAGUUACAGUGCUGGCUGGGUGAUUGUUCCCGACUACCAAGUAGAAACUGGACUACCUCCAAAUGGUGGUAAGGAAAAGUAUGUUGGGAAUAUGUGAGAUUCCUUAGGGCUUCUCUUAGUGUUACCAUGCCCUGUGAUUAAGGUCAGUGGAAAACUACAACUUAAUUCAGACAGGACCACUAAUGACCCAGACCUUUCAGGAAUAAAGGUUUGGGUCACCACCAGGUAAGUACCAUGACCAGAUGAAGUGCUUGCUGAAGGCAAAGGGAAUGCAGAAUAAGUGGUGGAAGAAAUACUGACUUUGAUCAUAUGACCAGUUACAGAAACACAGACUGCAAUUGUCAUAAGUAUGUCCUCCAUAUUUUGCUAUGACUCCAUUUUGUGUGUGUGUAGCUUGCUUUCUUCUCAUUUCCUUAUUCUGUGACAUAAGAUGCAUUGAUUUUAUUAUAGUGAUGUAUUAUAGAUUUAUUAUAGAUGCAUUGUUUAAAUAUAGUGUUUAAAUAUUGUUAAUUUUUUAAACUGGCUCCAUUGUUCAACCUUGAUUAAUUUUACAUCAUGGUAUUUAAGUUAUGGGAUAUCAAGGAGAGAGUAAACAUCACAUGAAGACUUUACCUCCUCUUCUGGGAAAUGGGUUAGUGUGUUUCUGGUAGAAUGCUCAAUUGUUAAUCGUGUUAGAUGGAAUUAUGACCUUGCUGUUGUGUUUAUGUGGCAGUUAAGUAUGGUUUAAGGAGAUGCGUAUGGGUGCCAAGUUGACAAGGGUAAACUUGCGAUGGUUAAUUUUAUAUGUCAACUUGAAUAGGCCACAGGGUCCCAGGUAUCUGUUUAAACAUUAUUCUGGAGUGUCUUGAGCGUGUUUACAGAGGAGAUUCACAUUUGAAUUGGGGGAUUCAGUAAAGGAGAUGGCCAUCCCCAAGGUGGGUGGACAUCAUCCAAUUUGUUGAGGAUGUAAAUAAAAGGCUGAGGAAGGAAGAAUUCACCCCCCCUUUUUUUUCCUGCCUCAUUGUUUGAGCUGUGACAUCUCAUCUUCUCCUGUCCUCAGAUGGAUUUACAUCACUGACUCCCCUGGUUCUCACGCCUUUGGACUCAGACUGAAUUAUACCACAGGCCUUCCUGGGUCUCCAGCUUUAUAGAUGACAGAUCAUGGGACCUCUUAGCCUCCAUAAUCAUGUAAGCCAUUUUCUUGUAGUAUUGAUAAAAGAUAUAUUAGACCAAUCUAUAAAACAGAUAGCUAUGAAAGAAAAGGGAGACGGGCACAUGCCUAGGCAAAUAGGGAAGGGUCCCUGAAGAACCUCUGACUUGCCCAGGUCAUUGUGCACAGAUGGCUUGCCUGAACAUGCCCACUGUGAAAAAUUCCAUUUCUCAACACAUGUGCAGUAAGGGAAAUAAAUCAAUGUAGCUUAGACCAAGCGCCCGUACAUGGGGUGGAGCCACGCGGAGUUUGCGCCUUAUGCAGGGGAGAAGCCAUGCGCCUUCAGCUCGUGUGUGGUGGCCUGGCAUUCAAUUUGUGAGGCGGAAAACCUGCAUGAAGGACCCCUCCUUUUGUGGAGAGCUUUGCUUUCGCUUAAUAAAUUCUGCCCUCCUUGCCUUUCAGUGUA